UCAGGCUGAGUUCUGUCCCUGUCCCACACAGAACAGCGGACAGAGCGGACAGAGCGAGGCUCUGGGGAUGUUGCUGGAGGUUGUGCUCCGCGGGGCUCAGACGAAAUCUUCCGUGAAUGAAAGAAAUGCUUCCAAGCAAACAGCCACUACCAGAACAACUGUGUGACCAGGAGAAAGAGGCCAGGGCGUGUGAGUCCCCAAACCCUGAAGCCACAGGAGCCCAAGGCGGAGACUGGAGAGAAGGUAUUUCCAGCCACGCACAGUGACCGACCAGCCGAGGACCCAUCUGAGGACCCACACUGGAGUUCUGCUCUGCAACAGUGAACAGUGAAGGUCUCCAAAGAGAUGGAGCUCGAGGCUCACAACGACUCCAGCAUCUACUACGAUGAGUACCCCGAUGACUUUGGCUACAUCAUGGACAUGGAGGAGCUGGUUCCGCAGGAGGCCAAGGUGGCCCCGGUCUUCCUGGCCGUGAUCUACAGCCUGGUGUGCUUCCUCGGGAUCCUAGGCAACGGCCUGGUGAUCGUCAUCGCCACCUUCAAGAUGAAGAAGACGGUGAACACCGUGUGGUUUGUCAACCUGGCAGUGGCCGACUUCCUGUUCAACAUCUUCUUGCCGAUCCACAUUGCCUACGCCGCUAAGGACUACCACUGGGUGUUCGGGAAGGCCAUGUGCAAGAUCAGUAACUUUCUGCUCAGUCACAACAUGUACACCAGUGUCUUCCUGCUGACCGUCAUCAGCUUCGACCGCUGCAUCUCCGUGGUGCUUCCCGUCUGGUCCCAGAACCACCGCAGCGUCCGCCUGGCCUACAUGACCUGCGCAGCCGUCUGGGUCCUGGCUUUCUUCUUGAGUUCCCCGUCUCUCGUCUUCCGGGACACAGCCUACGUGCAGGGGAAGAUAACAUGCUUCAACAACUUCAGCUUGGCCGCCGUGGCCGAGUCUUCCCCACACCCCACCCACUCGAGAAUAGUUUCUGCAGGGUACAGCAGACACAUGGCGGUCACCAUCACCCGCUUCCUCUGCGGCUUCCUGAUCCCCGUCUUCGUCAUCACGGCCUGUUACCUCACCAUCGUCUUCAAGCUGCAGCGCAACCGCCUGACCAAGAACAAGAAACCUUUCAAGAUCAUUAUCACCAUCAUCGUCACCUUCUUCCUCUGCUGGUGCCCCUACCACACCCUCUACCUCCUGGAGCUCCACCACACAGCUGUGCCUGCCUCUGUCUUCAGCCUGGGGCUGCCUCUGGCCACCACCAUCGCCAUUGCCAACAGCUGCAUGAAUCCCAUUCUGUAUGUCUUCAUGGGCCACGACUUCAAAAAAUUCAAGGUGGCCCUUUUCUCCCGCCUGGUCAACGCCCUGAGCGAGGACACGGGACCCUCCUCCUAUCCCAGUCACAGGAGUUUCACCAAGAUGUCCUCAUUGAAUGAGAAGGCUUCGGUGAAUGAGAAGGAGACCAGUACCCUCUGAACCUUACCUGGGAAUGUCCCUGUGGGCAUCACAGCCCAGGGAUGCCCAGAGACACCCAGGGACUUGUCUCCUGAAGUUGGAGACACACCGGGAGCCUUCGGGUAUGCUCCAGUGCCCACUACGUUUUGCACAAGGAGGCUCAUGUUUUGAGUGGGGUCCCCAAGCGUGGACACUCUUCCAACAAGACAGCAGGCAAGCAACCUGAGCCUCUGCAGCAGGUGUAGGGGAUGGACUUUGACUGACUCAGAAAAGGGAGGGUCUCUGAAGCCAAGACUUUGGAUUUUAGAAGAAUAGGGAGGUCCAGGACCUGAGGGGCUUCAUAGAACCUUGCAAGGACAAUACAGGGCUGCAUGUGUGUGUGUGUGUGUGUGUGUGCAUGUGUGUGCACUGUGUGUGCAUGUGUGUGUGUGUGUGUGCAUGUAUGUGUGCAUGCGUGUGCAUGUGUGAGCAUAUGUGGUGAAGAGGUGGAGACAGCAGAGAACCCCAAAGGAUGUGGGUACAGGAUAUCUCAUACCAUCGUGCCACAGGAAGACGGAGCUAUGGCGGUGGACGCCUGGGGAUUCGGGUGGUGGCAACUCUUUGCUCCAGUGUGUAAACUUACCUAGCACUGAACCCUGAGGCUGGGUGGGAACCUCUUCACAGAAGCCUCCAUCCCAUCCCCAUCUCAGGGUCUCUUUUGCCCUGGAGACUGGUCUAGAAUGGAGUUUUGGGACUCCAUCUUCAGAGUGUCUUCCAAAGGCUGUCUGUGAAGCUGACCAGUUCAUCUGACUCCUCCUCUGACACACUUCCCAAGUGUGGCAUUACAGCCCCACGGGCAGCCCAGGAUCAGGCUUCCCUGCCCUGGCAGGGAAGUGACUCAACCAACCCCCCACAGACCAUUCAUCAGUAAUAAAGACCCGAGCCCAACUC
Molecule: messenger RNA, 2373 nt
Organism: Grammomys surdaster
Lineage: Eukaryota; Metazoa; Chordata; Mammalia; Rodentia; Muridae
Gene: Cmklr1
Product: chemerin chemokine-like receptor 1
Exons: 3
Coding region: 346-1464 (372 amino acids)
Biological process (GO): positive regulation of cytosolic calcium ion concentration; chemotaxis; inflammatory response
Cellular component (GO): plasma membrane
Molecular function (GO): G protein-coupled receptor activity; complement receptor activity
Source: RefSeq, a predicted model, not a curated record